GUAACGCAUCAGGAGACUGGGGAGGUCAUGGUGAUGAAAGAGUUGAUACGCUUCGACGAAGAGACGCAGAAGACUUUUUUAAAGGAGGUAAAGGUGAUGCGCUGUUUGGACCAUCCCAAUGUUCUCAAGUUCAUUGGGCUGUUUUAUAAGGACAAGCGAAUACAUUUUGUCUCUGAAUACAUCCAGGGAGGAACUCUUCGAGAGACUAUCAUAAAAAUGGACAAGGAUUUUCCCUGGAAAAUUAGAGUUGGGUAUGCUAAAAACAUUGCAGCUGGGAUGGCUUAUCUACACUCCAUGAAUGUUAUCCACCGAGAUCUAAACUCAUACAACUGCCUGGUCAGAGAGAACCAGUCUGUGGUGGUGGCAGAUUUUGGACUGGCCAGGUUGGUAAUGGAGGAGAGAAACCAGAGUAGAACAUCUUCGCUUGAACGUCCGACAAAAGGGACGCUGUCAGAGCUCCGCAAGCAUGACCGCAGGAAGCGGUAUACUGUGGUAGGAAACCCCUACUGGAUGGCGCCUGAGAUGAUCCACGGGAAAACCUAUGAUGAACGGGUAGACAUCUUUUCCUUUGGCAUCAUGUUAUGCGAGAUAAUAGGGAGGGUGAGUGCAGAUCCUGACUACCUUCCAAGAAGAAAUGACUUUGGGCUGAAUGUGGCAGGUUUCCUGCAGCAGUACCACCCUCCACAGUGCCCCUCUGCUUUCAUGCCACUGGCUGUUCUCUGCUGUGACAUGGACGCUGAUAAACGUCCGUCCUUUUUGAAGCUGGAGGAGUGGCUGGAGAACCUGCUGAUGCACCUGGAUAUUGGUCUGCCUCUGCUCUCUGAGUUAGAGCAGCUCUGCAAAGCUUUUUGGCAGAAUAAUAACCACCAAUGCUCUGAAAACACAAAUAACCACACUGAGCCGAAUCAAUUUACUGAAAACAAAGACCAAAAUGGCAGACUUGACAGCCACACAAACCACGAGCAGAACGCUCAGGCUGACCUUACUGUGAGGACUGGGUCAGAGGGUAGAAACCAGUCGUGCCGCAGGUCGAUAAGCACAGACUCAUGCAAUCAUGGCUCUGAAACCUAUGAACACAGUAACCCUGCAGAACAACUAGGAGCCCGGCGUGAGCAGUCAAGACCAGUACCAGAGCAGUUAAACGGGUCCAGGAGGAUAUACAAAGCAUUGUGGGACACAUCUACAGAGGAUGGCUCAUUUCUUUGAUUGAUGACCAAGAUGGGACACAUCUACAAAGCCCAGUAUUAAAGGAAUAAGACGGUUUGUGGAGACAUUUGUGUCUUUUCAGUCAAGUAAAUUAGUCAUGAAACUGCAUUUGUGAGAGGAAUAUGUAAAUGUAGAAUUAUGCAAGAUAUUCAUCAUGCGAAGCAGUAAAUAUUUGUAUGUUGCCCACAUUGGUCUCAUACUCCACUGUGAACCAGUAUUUAUGUGACUGCAGCUAGAGCCCUGCUGACACUGAGAAUAGCAAAUAUCAAAAUUGAAAUUAACUGUUUCCAUUUUUUAUUUUUAUUUUUUUUUUAAUGGAAAUGCACAAAAAAAACUAAAUUUUAUUUAAAUUCCAUAAAAAUUGUCAGUGGACAGAUUAAGUAAAGACAAUCCUUUUUUAUAAUUUACCUCGACUGUUUUUUGGGGGGAUUUUUGUUUUGUUGUUGUUGUUUUUGUUUUGUGUACUGCAGCUGGUCUUUACUUAUUGGCCAACAACAUAAGCUAAAUCUGGUUGUUUACCAUUUAGGCUCUAGUUUCACUUUUACCAAGAAGCUGUGGAACACAUGUCACUUUAUGUCGCCUUAUGUAUUUGCUGCGGAAAAGUGUCAAACCGAAUCUAACCCAACUGAGGACAUUAAAACUUCUACUGCUACUAAACUAUAAUUAAGAAAAUAAAGAGAUGCAAGU
Molecule: messenger RNA, 1893 nt
Organism: Haplochromis burtoni (Burton's mouthbrooder)
Lineage: Eukaryota; Metazoa; Chordata; Actinopteri; Cichliformes; Cichlidae
Product: LIM domain kinase 1
Biological process (GO): protein phosphorylation; positive regulation of stress fiber assembly; actin cytoskeleton organization
Cellular component (GO): cytoplasm; nucleus; neuron projection
Molecular function (GO): protein binding; ATP binding; protein serine/threonine kinase activity
Source: RefSeq, a predicted model, not a curated record